Molecule: messenger RNA, 4725 nt
Organism: Ipomoea nil (Japanese morning glory)
Lineage: Eukaryota; Viridiplantae; Streptophyta; Magnoliopsida; Solanales; Convolvulaceae
Product: sister chromatid cohesion 1 protein 4-like
Exons: 15
Coding region: 689-4399 (1236 amino acids)
Biological process (GO): replication-born double-strand break repair via sister chromatid exchange; mitotic sister chromatid cohesion; synaptonemal complex assembly
Cellular component (GO): cohesin complex; synaptonemal complex
Molecular function (GO): protein binding; chromatin binding
Source: RefSeq, a predicted model, not a curated record
AAAUUUUUAACAUUGGAAACGAAGAAGGCGCUUUCACUCCCAAAAUCAAAAUUCAGUAAGCAAGAAGUCAUCACUCUAACAAAAUCUUUGAGCUUUCCCAGCAAAAUCUCUGCGCUUCUUCUUCUUCUUCUUCUUCGUAGCAAUCACCACUCGUCCUCGCCGUACCGGCCGCCAGUUUCUCUCUCCGUCUCUGCGUAUACAAGCGUGUCGAAGUUCAUUUGCUGGGAGAGGGUGUAGCUCGAUCUCAGCUGGGAGAGGAGUGGUCCGCGUGUUUGCUGCGUUCUGAUUUCGAUUUCCGAAGGGGUUGAAGCGCCAAUUAGGGGUUUUGAGUUUCGUCAAUUGCAAAGUUUGAUGAAUCUUACCUGUAAAACCCUAACUUUAGUAUUUGAGCUAGUUGUUUGUGGGGGGAUACACUAGAGGUCGUAGCUGGACUGGGAUUGGAGUUGGAUAUGGGAUUUAUUUUGAUGUUCGUUUUGUGCCCUGGUCCUGAUUGAAGUGGUUGAGGAAAAAAGCUAGGGUUUUUGAUUCUCAGCGUUUGAGUUUGGGUGUUUGUGAUUGUUUUGGGCUGCAGAGUGAGAAUUAGAGUUUUACGUGUAUAUAUGUAUCAAUAAAGAGAAGAAUUUGUUGUUGUUCUUGUUGUUGUUGUACGAGUUGCUUGGUGAGGUAGUGAAAUAGAAAGAGAAUAAAAAUGUUCUAUUCACAGUUUAUACUGGCAAAGAAGGGACCUUUAGGAACCAUAUGGAUAGCUGCACAUUUGGAGAGAAAGCUUCGAAAGAAUCAGGUUGCUGAUACUGAUAUUGGCGUUUCUGUAGACUCAAUUCUUUUUCCUGAUGUUCCAAUUGCCCUCCGUUUAUCUAGCCAUCUUCUACUCGGAGUUGUGAGGAUAUACUCUAGAAAGGUGAACUACCUUUUUGAUGAUUGUAGUGAGGCUUUGCUCAAGGUAAAACAAGCCUUUCGCUCAACUGCUGUGGAUUUACCCCCAGAAGAGUCUAAGGCGCCAUACCACUCUAUCACAUUGCCAGAGACUUUUGAACUUGAUGAUUUUGAACUUCCAGACAAUGACAUUUUUCAGGGUAACUAUGUUGAUCAUCAUGUGAGCUCAAGGGAGCAGAUCACCCUCCAAGAUACUUUGGAGGGUGUUGCUUACUCCACAUCUAAAUUUGGAUUAGAUGAAAGGUUUGGUGAUGGUGAUACUUCAGGUUUAGACCUUGAAGAGGAAUUAUUUUUGGACAAGGUUGCUGCUACAGGAGAUGCCAGUGUGAGUGGUGACCCUCAACCAUCUGUUGAACCAAUGACACCUCUGAAGCAAGAUGAACUUCAUGAUGUUAUGGCUGCAAACUCUGAGAGCAUGAUUGAUGGUGCUGAAGGAGAUGCUGAUUUUAUGGAGUAUGCUCAGGCGCCAUGCACCCCUGGAUUAGCAGAAGAGCCAAAUUUGUCUAAUAUUCAAGAGACGUCAGCAUGUGAUGACCAUCUGGAGACUGAAGAUCAGCAUUUAACUGAGUCAGUCAUGAAAGAAGGUUUGCAAAAUAUUUCUGAAGGAGCUGAUGUUCAUGAUGGGAGUAGUCUUCAGGGCCAUAUGCCUUCACCCAAUGAUGCAAAUCCUGAUGCAGUUCUUGAUUUACCUUCUGAGGAGAAUGGCUGCCAUUCGGGAAAUGAACAGUUCCCUCCUCCCGAAGUAGUUUUUGGAUGUGUGCCAUCUGAUGAUCAUGCUUUAGCAUCUGGAGCAUCUGCUCCUGUUGAUCCAGUUAAUGCACCUUUGCCGGAAUUAACUGAUGAGUCUGCUAAAGCAUCUGAUGACCACAUAGGGGAGGAAAACGUUGAGAAUCAGAUUUCCAGCAAUGACAAGGUUAACAUUUCUUCACAUGUUGGCGUUCAUGAAGGUUGCCCAAGUCCCAUUGGAACUACUUUGGAAGAAAAUGCUCACAUUUCUCCUGGUUUGACAAGCAUUGACCUUCCGCCUUUAGUAGGUGUUACACAAAGCAAUCCAACAUCACCCAAUAUACAGGAGUCAGAAACUUGUCAGGAGCAAAGUAAUUCUGGCAAUACAAUGGCAUCUGCCCAAAUUCACAUCCUUAAGCCGUGCAAUGCUCAGGACCAGUCUGAUACAUCAAUACCAUGUUGUGAACGUCUUGAUCCUGAGUUACCAUCUGAUGGUUUUGGCCUCUAUCAUCCUGAAAAUUCUCAAGAGACAUUACAUGCUUCAGAUCCUUCUACUGUCCCAGGUGAAAAAUACCCUUCAAGUGACAAUUUAGAACAAAUCUCAGAUGAGAAUCACAUGAAGGUACCUACUUCACAUGAAGACAAUCAGACUAGCCAGAAAUCAAAUGUUCAAGUGGAUGAAGUCAUUUCUGGAGAUUGCCCACUGGAGAAUCUAUGUAACUCUACAUUUCCUGAUCUGCCAGCGCCUGAGAAAUUGCUUUCAGUACCAGGAGGGGUUGUUGAAAUACCUAGGGGUGUUCUAGUGGAGGAUACACCAGGGGACUCGGGCAGGAUAAAUGAAACUGAUGCCCGUAAUUCUAGUAAACUCGUAUCGGGAAGAAAACGCAGUUACACUGAAAGCACACUGACAGAGCAAAGUCUGAACUCAUUUGACUCAUUAAGGAUGAUGCAUUCCCAAACCACAGAAUUUGUUCCAGAUGAUGAUGAUUUGUUGUCUUCCAUACUUGUUGGGAAAAGAUCUUCAGCCCUGAAACUUAAGCCUACUCCUCCUUUUGAGAUAACAUCAGUCAAACGCGCCCGCUUUGCUCGGACUAGUACUCUGAAGAGGAAGGUGCUUAUGGAUGAAACCAUGGUUUUGCACGGAGAUACUAUAAGGCAACAACUGACAGACACUCAAGACAUACGUCGUGUACGCAAGAGAGCUCCUUGUACAUGCCCUGAAAUCUCUGUAAUCCUGAAACAGUUAAUGGAAGAUGAAAUUUUCAGUGAAUCAAUAUUAACUGGUGUCUCAAUGGAGUUAGGUUGUUUGCACAAGCAAACAUUUGAUCUGGUGGGGAUCAAGGUCUUACAAAAUGAUCAAAGUGGUACACCUUUUGUAAGUGCAACUGACCCAACGGGAACCUCUGUGAAUGAUGAAAACAGUAAGAACUUGGACACCCAAAUUGCUGACAAGUUCAGUGGACCAGAUCUCACAAGAGAAAAUGGUAUAGAAGGUAGUGAUGAACCUUCAGUAACAGGAGAUGAUGACAAUGUAAAAGCUGUCCUGGUCGAGAACAAGCAAGGCGAAAGCUACAACUUCACUUUAGAUGAUAAUGAGAAUGCUACUCAGAUUCCGAUGAGCACCACUGCCAGUGUAGAAGAAGCUAAUGCUUCUCAACUUGAGCCUUCAGAAAAUGCCGUUGAAAAAACAAACAUUUCACUUGAUGAUGCAGAAAACAGUGUUCCAGCAGGAGUAGGGUCGUUAUACCCUAACAAUGGGGCUUUGGGUGAUGUAGGUGACAAUUCAACUGGGCUUCUUAUUGCUGCUCCUUGUGAUGAGUCCAAAGACCUGGAUGCUCCUAUGCUAAUGGAUGUAUUUUGCAUGUCAACUGAUCAUGUGGGUGAUCAAGAUGUUGCAAUGACAGAUAUGAGCAAUGAUAAACUUAAUGCUAGUGAACUCCAAGAAGAUAACACUGUUGAUAUUACGGCAAUUGAUAGUGAACCUAGAGCAGAGGGCAGUGUUUUAUUCGAAGCAGCCCAAGUUGAUGCUGCAGUUGAAGUCAAAGAAGAUAACACUGUUGAUAUUACGGCAAUUGAUAGUGAACCUAGAGCAGAGAGCAGUGUUUUAUUCGAAGCAGCCCAAGUUGAUGCUGCAGUUGAAGUCAAAACUUAUGAAGAUAUCAGAGAUGUAGAAUAUGACCCUCGGGUCUUGACUAAUGGUAUCUGUGGUGAACAGCCUGCUCUAGACUCUUCUUAUUCAGCUGGAACUCAAGUGCCUGUUUUAGAUUUUGCCAUAGAUGGUGGAGAAAUUCCAUUUCAAGAGGAAACUCCUCUCCCAAGCAUGUUUGAUGCAGAAGUCUGUGGUACUGAGCUUCAUGAUCCAGAUGCUUCUAAUUAUUUUGGUGCUGUGAAUGACACAGAGUUCCUAAAUGUUGAUGAUGAUGAUGAGGAUGAAGCAGCUGAUGACUAUAUGCCUGACACUGAAGGAGCACGUAUAGCUGAUAACAGUGGAUGGUCUUCCCGUACUAGAGCUGUUGCGAAGUAUCUCCAGACUGUUUUUACCAAGGAAACAGAAUAUGGAAGGAAGGCUCCUCUUUCCAUAGACAGUCUUUUGGUUGGCAAAACACGUAAGGAGGCAUCGAGGAUGUUUUUUGAAGCUUUGGUUCUCAAAACAAAAGAUUUCGUCCACGUAGAGCAGCCGAUUCCCUUCAAUGAUAUUACUAUAAAGCCUCGAGGGCAGCUUAUGAAAUCAGACUUUUGAACAGACAUCAAAGUAGGAGAAACAUGUAAAGUAGGGAAAAUCACGACUGUACUUUAUCUGAGUUACGUUCUCAGUUCAUCACAUGGUUGAUAGCUUUUGUUUUGUUUGGAGGGAGAGGGUGGUUGGGAUGGCGGUGUUCCCAUUUUUUUUUUUUUUUUUUCCCAGUUAAAUAGUGUAGAGUAGCUCAUUUAAUGCAGGUGAUAGUGACACUUGAGAUUGUAAUACUAUUUAUAUGUAUAUAACCUGUAAAAUUACGCCUUACGCAAUCCAUGCCAAUUCUAUGAACUAUGAACUAUGCCUUUCUAAUUUCAAAUGGAAACUUUUCU